This is a messenger RNA of Penicillium chermesinum, 2175 nucleotides long. RefSeq lists its product as uncharacterized. Gene Ontology annotation, molecular function: L-iditol 2-dehydrogenase (NAD+) activity; zinc ion binding. The transcript is spliced from 5 exons. The record is from RefSeq and is a predicted model, not a curated record. Lineage: Eukaryota; Fungi; Ascomycota; Eurotiomycetes; Eurotiales; Aspergillaceae. Gene Ontology annotation, biological process: D-sorbitol catabolic process. Bases 1 to 2175 code for a protein of 724 amino acids.
AUGUCUUCCGCCGUCACCGUAACCAAGACCAACAUUGGUGUAUAUACCAACCCCAAGCACGACCUCUGGAUUGCCGAGACCACCCCUAAAGUCGAGGACAUUCAAAGCGGCAAGGGUCUGAAGCCCGGCGAGGUGACCAUCGAAGUGCGCAGCACUGGUAUUUGCGGAUCCGACGUCCACUUCUGGCAUGCAGGAUGCAUCGGUCCCAUGAUCGUGACAGGCGACCAUGUCCUGGGCCACGAAUCGGCCGGUCAAAUCGUUGCGGUCGCCCCCGACGUGACCUCUCUCAAGCCAGGCGAUCGCGUCGCGAUCGAGCCCAACAUUAUCUGUAAUGCCUGCGAACCCUGCCUGACUGGCCGCUACAAUGGCUGCGAGAACGUCGACUUCCUAUCCACGCCGCCAGUGGACGGCCUGCUCCGUCGCUACGUCAACCACCCCGCCGUCUGGUGUCACAAGAUCGGCAACAUGAGCUUUGAGGACGGCGCGCUCCUGGAGCCGUUGAGUGUGACUCUGGCCGCCGUCGAGCGCAGCGGGCUGCGCCUCGGUGACCCUCUUCUGAUCACCGGUGCCGGUCCCAUCGGUCUGAUCAGUCUGCUCAGUGCGCGGGCGGCUGGUGCGUGUCCGAUCGUCAUCACUGAUAUCGACGAGGGCCGCCUGGCGUUCGCGAAGAAGAUUGCGCCCGAGGUGCGCACAUACAAGGUUCAGAUCGGCAUGUCGGCCGAGGAUACCGCCAACGAGAUCAUCAAUGCCUUGAACGAUGGUGCCGGCCACGGCCCUGGGGCGCUGCGCCCCAAGCUGGCCCUUGAAUGCACCGGCGUGGAGAGCAGUGUCAACUCUGCUAUCUGGAGUGUGAAGUUCGGCGGCAAAGUCUUCGUCAUCGGUGUUGGCAAGAACGAGAUGACCAUCCCAUUCAUGCGUCUAAGCACACAGGAGAUCGACUUGCAGUACCAGUACCGAUACUCCAACACCUGGCCCCGUGCGAUCCGGUUGGUGCAGAACGGUGUGAUUGAUCUCAACGCGCUGGUUACUCAUCGGUUCCCGCUGGAGGAUGCGGUCAAGGCAUUCGAGACUGCUGCCAAUCCUAAGACUGGUGCUAUCAAGGUGCAGAUUAUGAGCUCUGAGGAAGAUGUCAAGGCUGCUUCCGCUGGUCCCCUGAUCAUCUCUUAUCUUAUCGCAGAUCAGUGGAAGCUGACGCCACCGCGGGCUUCGACAUCAUCCCGAAACUCCCUUCUCUCCAACUCCAACUUUCAACCAUUAAUCACCACCAGUAUGAUUCCGACUCGAAGACUCGCCGCACAAGGCGGCUUCUUCAAGCGCAGUGCCGAGGAACUCGGCCGCCUCUCAAGAAUUGAGCACCGUAACCGACUGCAAAACCUUCGCCGACCGCGCCGUCGGCGGCUACAGCACAGCAAACCUCGACUUUGUCGCGGGAGAACCCGGCACCAACACCCCCCCCACGCGCGCUUCCACGGCAGCAUCUCCACCAAGCUCCCUGAAAACUGGCGCGUCGAGCGCACAGGCUACGCCGCCUUCCGCAACAAAGACCGCGGCCUAUGGCUUUUCGGCCGCCUAUACUGGGACGUGGAUCCGUACGCGUACCUCGCGCUGCGGAUCAAGUCCGACGGGCGCCGGUACUCCGUGAACAUCCAGACCGACUCGAUCAUCGAGACAGACAUCCACCAGCACCGGCUGUACACCCGCCACCACCGGGUGCAGGACAGCGAGCUCGCGGCGCGGGCGCGGGUGCCUGGCAACGAGACGGAGCAGGAGUUUUAUCCGGAGGGGAUUCCGCAGGCUCUGUCGGAUGUGCCGCCGUCGUCUACAAUUCUGUCAUCGAGCUCGAGUGCCACGACGUCGGGCGAGACGGGGGUGGGAGACGGUGCUUUUGCCACGUCGAUUAUUCGGCAGCGGGUGAAGAGUAUCGGGAUUGGGCUCACGGACCGCAUUGAGGGGCCGUUCGAUCUGCGGAUCCACAAGAUUUGGGCUACAAAUGGGAUUGGCGAACAGGAGUUUGAGGAGGAGCGGAGGAUUUGCGGAGCUGAUGCGUUGCCUCUUGACGAGGGCGUGCGGACGGGGUGGAUUGAGAGUAAGAAGGAUGCUUCUAAGGCUGAAGAAGGUCAGAAGAAUGAGGGCAAGGAGAAGGGCCUGAAGGGGCUUCGGUCUGAGUGGGAUUGA